CAGAUGUUGAAGGGAUGCUGGCAGAAGGGGAACAAUCAGAAGUGUCACCGAAAGGAUCCAAAGAGGAGGCGGAGCAAAGGAAGCUGAGGCUUCAAGAUGGAGGCAGCAGGCAAGAGGGGAGGCGAAAGCAGAAACCAGAGGGUAAAUCAAGUUCUGGUGUCUUUUGAGGAAGUGGCAGUAUAUUUCACCAAGGAAGAGUGGGCACUCCUGGGUCCAGCUCAGAAGGCUCUCUACAGGGAAGUCCUGCUGGAGAAUUAUGAGGAAUUGGCUUCUCUGGAAGGGCCUCUGUUUCCUCAACCUCGCCUCAUCUCCUGGUUGGAAGAAGAGGAAGAGGAAUUUGUCCAGAAGAAAGAAGCAGGUAGUCGAAAAUGCGGCAGGUCCUCUCCUCUUUGGGAUGAAGUGGAAGGAAUGGCCCUCCCUUCAGCUCAGAGUUUGGUGUCCUUUGAGGAGGUGGCUGUGUACUUCACCAGGAUCGAGUGGGCUUUGCUGAAUUCAGGCCAACAAGAACUCUACAAAGAUGUCAUGCUGGAUAAUUACAGGAACUUGGCCUCUCUGGAAGGGCCACUGAUGCCCCAUUCGGACCUCAUCUCCUGGCUUAAAGAAAAGGAAGAGUGGUUGGGCCAGAAAAGAGAGGCAGAAGGGUCUCUGAUACUCCAAUCAGACCUCAUCCUCUGGCCUGAAGAAAAGGAAGAACUGCUGGUCCAGAAGGAAAUGGCAGAAGGGCCUCUGGUGUCCCAAUUGGACCUCCCCCGGUUUGAAGAAAAAGAAGAGUUGUUGGUCCAGAAGAAAAGGACAGGUAAGUCCUUGGAUAUAGAAGAUGGAUGAGAGAAACCCUGUGGU
This is a messenger RNA of Podarcis raffonei (Aeolian wall lizard), 840 nucleotides long. Its product is annotated as zinc finger protein 560-like. NCBI's taxonomy places the organism in Eukaryota, Metazoa, Chordata, Lepidosauria, Squamata, Lacertidae. The transcript is spliced from 8 exons. The record is from RefSeq and is a predicted model, not a curated record. Gene Ontology annotation, biological process: regulation of DNA-templated transcription. Bases 97 to 825 code for a protein of 242 amino acids.